Molecule: messenger RNA, 4272 nt
Organism: Tetrahymena thermophila SB210
Lineage: Eukaryota; Ciliophora; Oligohymenophorea; Hymenostomatida; Tetrahymenidae
Exons: 5
Source: RefSeq, a predicted model, not a curated record
AUGAGUGACAGUAAUGAUCAAGAUAAUCUUUUCGAGUUUGAAGCAUAUUAGUUACAAUAAUUUGAUUAUUAAGACGAUUAGAGUACCAUUAAUAAAAACACAAACUACUCCAACACAAAUGAUGAUUUGAAAGAUAGAAAAGUAAAAGUAGAAUUUACAGAUCAAGUGAUAAGAUUUAAUCCUAAAGAAACAGUAGCUUCAUCUAAUAUAACAAUAACAAAUUAGAAUAAGGCCAAUGGAUUAAAGAUUAUAAGUACUGGUAAUACUGGGUCAUCUUCUCUAAAUAAAGAAGAUAAUAAUGAUUUACAGUUUAAAAAAAGUCAAAAAGUAAAAAAACUACAAACUGAAUAUAAAGAUCACAUUGAAACAUAGUAGGCUCUAAAAGAGUUUUAAGAUAAAGAAUACCAAUUUAGAUUUAUUAUUGAUAAUUUUAUUUAGGUAAACAAUUUUAAGCAAUAGUAGUUGGAAUCUUAAAAAUAGCUGCUUUACAAGCUUUAAAAUAGCAGGUAUACAUAAUUUGAUAAGAGCGAUCCUCUUCUGCAUAUUAACAACAAUAACAAUCUAAGAACUUUUGCAAACUAAAAAAUCAAUAAAUAUGAUGAGUAUUAUCCAGAAGAGAUUGAAGAGAUUUUGUGCAAAUUAAAGGAUAAAAUUCAGAAAAUAGUUGAUAAAGUGAAAGAAGAAUAGUUUUAUACCAAGACACUAUGCCAUAUGGAGUAAAGGUUAAUAUUGCAGAAGGAAGAGGUGUAAAAACUUUAGCUUGAAUACGAAGAACUUAAUGAAGCUGUUGAAAAAAACAUAGCCUAUCUUGAAGAUGAUGAAAAAGAAACAAAAGCUUAAAAUACUUUAAAUGUUUGUAAAUAACAAUAUGUUAAGAAAGCUAUGAAUCACAUAGAAGAGAUUCAUAAAACUGUAAUGUAAAAAACUAAUCAUCUGCAGUAAAUAGCUGAAACAGAUUUAAAGUUAGAAAUUGACUAAUACAAAGAUAUAAAGGAAAGCUUAGUAGAAGCAAAUGAAAUUUUAAAAGAAACAUAAUAAGAAAUAGAAUAUUUAGGGCAUCAGCAUAUGCUUAAAUUAAAAUAGUAACAAGAUUUAGAUUCACUUUUGAACCAUUUAGGUGAUUUUGAUAUGUUAGCAAGAGUUUUUAUUUACGAUGAUCCUGCUAAUCACUUUAAUAGUUAAAUGCUGUUUGAACCAAAAAUAGAUUUUAGUAUUUUAGAUGAAGAAAAUGAGGUAGUUUCAAGUGAACAAUAGAAAAAUAACUCAACAAAUAAUAAGUCUGUAACUCCUAAAUCUUCAAAUAUUUUAAAUCAAUUAGAAGAAAAAAACAACUUCUUAAACUUACUAAAUAGCAACAACUAUGCGAAUCACAAUAAUUAGAGCAAAUAUACUUAAAAAAUUUUAAAAUCUAAAAAUUUAUUGCUACAUUCUUUAAAACUUAACAAGAAACCUACUUAAAUUAAGAAUGAUCUAGACUCUGAUGAGGCAAAGGCCUAAUUUAUAAUAUUGAUCUUAAAUUAAUUUUAUGAAUUCCACAACAACGAUAUAACUGGAUUGUUUAAUUAGUUACAAGAUAAUUAUAUAUAUGCUUGCAAACUUGGCGAUAACCUGAGUGCUAAAGUAAUAUAAUUAGAAAUGGAUAAAAAAAAGUAUUAAGAGGAGUUAAUUUCAACAGAAAGCGAAGCAGAAAAAGUAAAAAAAAAGUUUUAUUAAAAAAAGAAAAAAAUAGACAUAAUGGAGGUAGAUAAAGAGCUUGAUCAAUAUUCAUACAACUAAAUUAUUUCUAGCUUCUUUGUUAACGAUUAAUUCUUGGAUAAUUAUUAUAAUUCCGAAGAUGAUAAUCCUAACUUAGAUAUUUAUUAACUUCUCAAACAAAAUGAGAUUCCUUAAUAAUCUUCAUUCUAGUAAGAGCAAGAUGAAUUUAAGAAGUUUUUUAGCCUGCUGAAUCAAAUUAGAGAUAGAGGAGAUGGAUAAAAUUAAGAGCUAAACGAUCUGGUCGACGAAAGUAUUAUGUUUUUAAGAGGGUGGAAAGUUGAAAGUAAAGAGCUAGACUCAACAAGUCGCUACUUGAUUGUUUAAGAAAUGAAAAAAUUGAAUAUUAAGUAUCUAACUAGUAAUAUAUUAACAGAAAAGAAUAUCCUUGAUUGCUUAACUUUAGAUGUUGGCGAUUAAAACUAUUUGUUUGGUAUUUUAAAAAUAUUUGAUAAAUCUUUUAAAGAUAGAUUCACCCUUAAACAAAUUUGUGAAAGAAUAUCAAAAAAGUUGUAAUCAAAAGCAUUUGAUGAAUAAGAAAAGCAGCUCAUACAAUAGAAUAUUGAAACUAUCUACCAACAAUCUAAAGAUUUCAAUAUCAAAAGAUGUAAAGAUUUCUUUUUAGAGAUCAUUGAAAGUCAUUGCUUUAUAUAUAAGUACACCACUAAGGCUUAACUUUUGAAGCUGAUUAAUGACACAAAGUAGUAGUAUGAUUCUGAUUUAGAAGAAUACCUCUUAAAUAAUUAAGAUUUUAAAGAGGGAAACUAAAAAAUAAAUAUCGAUGAAAAUCAUAUCAUACGUAUUUUUUUGUAAAAGUGGGACUGGAUUUUCGAAAAAGCUUGUAACAGAGCUAGAGAAUGGAUAUAUGACAUCAUGUCUCUAUUUAAAAAAGUUUUAAUGAUAAUUUUAAGGCGAAAAAUGAUCUUGAGCAAGCAACUAGGUUUAAUGGAUUGGUAUGAUGAAGAAGGAGUUCUCCAUCAUUGGUAUGAUCCAGUGAACACAUUUAAUACUAAACAGUUUGAUUAGAAACUAAACUAAAUUAUAAGUACAAUACACAGUAAUAAAUCUAAAUAAAUUUCUAUGUAUCUUGGAAAGCACUUUGAGUCAACCCUAGAUACUUUUUAAUGCACUACCUUAGAUACUCAAAUUCCAAUCAGGACCAAUAAAAAAAAUAACAUUUUUAGUAUAGUCAAGGAGUAAGUAGAUUACAUGGAAUAAGGAGAAGAAUUCAUAAACAUAAAAGAUGAUUUAAUCUAAUUUGAAACUGAUAGAAUUUAAAUUAAAAAAAUCGUUGAUUAAGUUUAUCGUCCAUCUUCAGCAGGACUUCCUACUUAAGUGGACGAAGAACAGAAUGAGACUUCUAUAGGAGCAUCUAAUAUAAACUCUAAUGAAACAGGAUCUAAGAGAUAGAGGGCUUAUUCAGCUAAUAAAGGUGAUGAAAACUCAAGAACAAAAACUACUGACUUGAGUGUAUCAGGCCAAUUACAAUCUAUUAGUAAUAUGAAAAGUACUUAAAGCAAGAUUAUCCAGUAGAGUAAUUUAAAUAAUUCUUAGUAGAUAAAGAAGAUUAAAAAUGAUGGGUAAAAUUCAGUUUGUAUGUCAGGUAAAAAAAAAAGAGGCUCGAUAAUCUAAAAUAAGUCAAAAAAGAGAAAAGGUGGUGUUUCAAGUGCUGGAGAAGAAACUGCUGCUUCUAUGAAUGAUUUACCAAGUGGAGAGUAUCAAAAAAAGUAACCAUAAAACUAGGAUACUCUGAAAGCGUAAUAAUAACAAUAGUUUUAAGGACUUCUAAAUAGCUUAGGGGUUAGCCAAAGUAAUACAGUAAAGAAUAAAAUUUUAACAGAGUUGACUAAAGAAAUUUAAAAAGUUGAUAAAAACGAACUUAAAAGCCUCAUACAAUCUGAAAGGAAUAAUAUAGUCCACCAAUAGGAAGAAUAUAGAAAAGCUCGAGACUUAUAUAUAAAAGAAAAGUAAUUUGAUGAAUAUCAUGAGAAACUUUCAGCAGAAAUAUAAAAAUAGAUAGUAUAUCUAUAGUAAUAGAUAAGUUAAGCAAAUAAUAUCUCUCCUUAGACAAUAAAUUAAUUGAAUUAAUAAAUGCAAUAAUUGCAAGCAUAAUUUUAACGAUUGCAACUGGGAGGAUUGAAGUCUGUUCCAGCUUAAUUCAAAAAAAAAUAAUAAUCAGCAAUUUAAGUAUUGGAAUAGUAGUAAGCCCAGUUAUAAUAGCUAUAAUCGGUAGCAUAUCAAGCUCAUACAAAGCGAAAUUUUCUAUCAGGUACUACAUCUUCUAAUGCUAACACCAUUCAAAAUCAAAAUAAAGAAUAAGACAAUAACUCAUAAGAAAAUAAAUAAAACAAAAAGAAGCAAGUUUUUCUUGAUAUACUUAAAGAAAAAUGGGAAAAAAAAGAAAUUUCAAAAAUGUAGUCAUAAUAAAUGAAAGGAUUUGCUUUUACCACCGAAAUUUAGAAGGAUAAAGAAGAUUUAAAUAAUACUAAAAAGAGAGAAUCUUUUUCUAUAAAAUCUUGA